CCGCCAUUGUGGUCGGUGAGGUUCAUUCUUCUUUGCCAUGUCUUCUCACAAGACUUUCAGGAUCAAGAGGUUCCUAGCCAAGAAACAAAGGCAGAAUCAGCCCAUUCCUCAAUGGAUUCAGAUGACAACUGGUAAUAAAAUCAGGCACAACUCCAAGAGAAGACAUUGGAGAAGAACCAAACUGGUUCUAUAA
This is a messenger RNA of Artibeus jamaicensis (Jamaican fruit-eating bat), 193 nucleotides long. RefSeq names its product 60S ribosomal protein L39-like. Gene Ontology annotation, cellular component: ribosome; cytosolic large ribosomal subunit. The coding region runs from base 38 to 193 and encodes 51 amino acids. The record is from RefSeq and is a predicted model, not a curated record. Gene Ontology annotation, biological process: translation. Gene Ontology annotation, molecular function: structural constituent of ribosome. Lineage: Eukaryota; Metazoa; Chordata; Mammalia; Chiroptera; Phyllostomidae. The transcript has a single exon.